Charadrius vociferus (killdeer) is the source of this 249-nucleotide messenger RNA. RefSeq names its product small nuclear ribonucleoprotein polypeptide E (gene SNRPE). Gene Ontology annotation, molecular function: RNA binding. The coding region runs from base 1 to 249 and encodes 82 amino acids. The transcript is spliced from 5 exons. The record is from RefSeq and is a predicted model, not a curated record. Lineage: Eukaryota; Metazoa; Chordata; Aves; Charadriiformes; Charadriidae. Gene Ontology annotation, cellular component: U1 snRNP; U2 snRNP; precatalytic spliceosome. Gene Ontology annotation, biological process: spliceosomal snRNP assembly; mRNA splicing, via spliceosome.
AUGCUGCCAGGGGUGGUGGCUGGGAACCUUAUCUUCCGCUACCUGCAAAACAGAUCCAGGAUCCAGGUGUGGCUCUAUGAGCAAGUGAACAUGCGGAUAGAAGGCUGCAUUAUUGGCUUUGAUGAAUAUAUGAACUUGGUGCUGGACGAUGCAGAGGAGAUUCACUCAAAGACAAAAUCGAGGAAACAGCUGGGUCGGAUCAUGUUAAAAGGGGACAAUAUCACUCUUCUACAAAGUGUUUCUAACUAG